Molecule: messenger RNA, 2055 nt
Organism: Erinaceus europaeus (western European hedgehog)
Lineage: Eukaryota; Metazoa; Chordata; Mammalia; Eulipotyphla; Erinaceidae
Gene: LGALS4
Product: galectin 4
Exons: 10
Coding region: 854-1831 (325 amino acids)
Molecular function (GO): galactoside binding; carbohydrate binding
Source: RefSeq, a predicted model, not a curated record
GUUAUUAUUAUUUCUUUGAUCUGUAGUUUCUUUAUUUUUAUUUUUUGCCAGAGGACUCACCGUUCAACUCUGGUUUAUGGUGGUGUGAGGGGUUGAACCUGGGACUUCAGAGCCUCAGGGGGGGAGCAGGGGCUCAAAACCUGGGCCUUUGUGCAUGGCAAUGUGUACGCUCAGGCAGAUGCACCACCACCUGGCUCCCAUUAGUCCCAUUUUAUAGAAGAAAAAAAAACAGCAAAUUGAGAUUAAGGUAUUGACCCAAGAUUGCCUAACUAGCAAGUGCCAGGUGCAGGGUCUGAAUCCAGAAGGCAAUGCUCUGAACCACUAUACCUACCAUAUAAUGUAUGUGGUACAGGUAUCGGGUGGGCAUGGAACAAGUCUUGGACUUGUCAAGAGCUCUUAGUUCCUCCCUUCUUUCACGUGCUUCCAUUACCCACCUGUUCUGGGUCAUUUCUGCUGCGCUGCCCUGUCCUGCCCUGCCCUGCCCUACCCAGCUGGCCUCACCCUCCCUCUACCAACAAACUCUCUGAUAAAACCCUGGUGGGUUGAAGAUCAUAUCACUUCCUCUUCACAGCAGUGUUUAGAAGGAGGGGUUCUGACUUGAAUACAACCCCCCCCCCAUCCUGCCCCCUAAGGGCCCAGUCCAGAUGAUCUGGCUUCUGGCUUGUUACCAGGGAGACUGGUGGGUGGGGGCACCCCAAGGAAGUUGAGAGCCUGGGAUACUUAGAAGAGGGACUUUGAACUGUGACUUGUCAGCCACUCCCUUAUCCUCAGGCAUAAGAGCCACCCAGCACCUGCCACCAUUCUGCACAGUUACUCUCUCUCCUGUGGACCGGCGCCAGCUUAGACUCUCAACAUGGCUUACGUCCCUGCACCUGGCUACCAGCCCACCUACAACCCGACGCUGCCCUUCAACCAGCCCAUCCCAGGGGGUCUCAGUGUUGGGAUGUCCAUUUAUAUCCAAGGAGUGGCUGCCCCUCACAUGAAGAGGUUCGCUGUGAACUUAGCGGUGGGCCCAGACAAGGGGUCGGACAUUGCCUUCCACUUCAAUCCCCGCUUUGAUGGCUGGGACAAGGUGGUCUUCAACUCCAAGCAAGGCGGCCAGUGGGCCAAGGAGGAGAGGAAGAAAAGCAUGCCCUUCUCCAAGGGCACCCACUUCGAGCUGGUGAUCAUGGUCAUGGCUGAGCACUAUAAGGUGGUGGUCAAUGGAAGCCCCUUCUAUGAAUUUGGCCACCGGAUUCCCCUCCAGCUGGUCACCCAUGUGCAAGUGGACGGGGACCUGGAGCUUCAAUCAAUCAACUUCAUUGGUGGACAGCCAGCCCCAAACUACAACCAGGUACCUAUGGCUAUCCCAGCUUACCCAGGUCCUGGACCCACUCAGCAACCACCUAGUAACCUGCCUACCAUGGAGGGACCCCCAAUCUUCAACCCGCCUGUGCCUUUUAUGGGGAGACUUCAAGGGGGGCUCACAGCCCGAAGAACCAUCCUUAUCAAGGGCUUUGUUCCUCCCUCAGGCAAGAGGUUUGCUAUCAAUUUGAAGGUAGGGAACGGGGGUGACAUAGCUCUGCACAUUAACCCCCGCCUGAAGGAUGGUGUGGUGGUGAGAAAUAGCCAACUGAACGGCACUUGGGGACCUGAGGAGCGGAGUCUGCCCCACAAUCCAUUUGACACCGGAAAGUUCUUUGAGCUGUCCAUCCGUGCCGGCUUGGAUAGAUUCAAGGUUUACUGUGAUGGCAAACACCUCUUCGACUAUGCCCACCGCCUGACAGCCUUCAGCACUGUGAACACGCUGGAGAUCACUGGGGACAUCACUUUGUCCUAUGUCCAGAUCUAACAGAUGCCAGGAGCCUGGCCCUCAGGGACAUGGAAAGGUCUUGGGGGACUAACUCCUAGACCUUCCCCCCCCCCGAAAAGUGUUUGAAGGAAGCAGCCCAGGAGGUGACACGGUAGAUGAAAAGUUGAACCCUCAAGUGCCAGGUUCUGAAUUCAAUCCUGGAUAAUGCAUGGUUUGCUCGUCCUCAUUCUCAUAUAUCUGUGAAUAAAUCUUUAAAAGAGAUA